This is a messenger RNA of Lachnellula hyalina, 750 nucleotides long. RefSeq names its product Spherulin-1A (gene SR1A). Gene Ontology annotation, cellular component: cell wall. Lineage: Eukaryota; Fungi; Ascomycota; Leotiomycetes; Helotiales; Lachnaceae. The coding region runs from base 1 to 750 and encodes 249 amino acids. The transcript is spliced from 2 exons. The record is from RefSeq and is a predicted model, not a curated record. Gene Ontology annotation, molecular function: manganese ion binding.
AUGCCCAAAAGCUUGAUGUGUCUGCAGCCAUCUACUUCUACGAUCCCGCCAUGUGCAACUCCUACUCCAUCACUCCAAGAACUGCAACAACUCCUUAUGCUCGCGCCCUCAGAAGUAGAUCGAGAGGCAAUCCUGCUCCCCAACCCUCCCAACGCAUGCAACAUCACCUUCCAAUUUGUGAACACCACCCACGUGCCUCCUACCGGGGGAGAGAUCGUUCUUGCCAGCGUGGACAAGUUCCCAGCUCUCAUCGGGACUCACGUCAGUGCUGCCAUCGGCUUCGUUGACGCCUGCGGCCUAAACGUCCCGCACUCACACCCCCGCGCCAACGAAUUCCUAACCGUCGUUCAAGGCCAACUGAUCGGCGGUCUUGUCCUGGAGUCUGUCCCCGACUUAACCGGGCGAGUCAACAGUUCCGUCCCGAACCCAACAGUUCCUGAGCCCGUGGUCAUGGCCAACCUGACCCAAUAUACCGGCAUGCUCUUCCCGCAAGGCGAGGUGCAUUUCCAGUUCAAUCCGACGUGUGAGCCGGCCGUGUUUGCAGCUGCGUUUGAUAAUGAGGAUGCGGGAAGGGUUCAGAUUGCUAACACUUUCUUCUCGAUUCGGGAUGAUGAAGUUGUGUCGGCUGCGUUGGGGUAUCCGGAGUCUUUGGACGCGAGACAGAUUGGGAGACUGAGGGGACACAUUCCGGAUUCUUUUGCAGAGCUGAUGGAUAGCUGUGCGAAGAGAUGUCAUAUUCCUUCGUCUUAG